CCACCGUCAUCAUCUGUACACACGGCGGCGACAGGAGCUCCUGAAUCGGCAGGGACGGUGUCUCCCACCGCUAUUCUCUCCGUCUCCCCCUCUCCCUGUGUUUGUGCGCGAAGAAAAGAGCCUGACAGGGAUCAGAAAAACAUCCGCGGAUUUCCCCCCUCGCGAAAGAAACUCUGGAAACUCCGAUGGAUUAAAUCUGAUUUAUCUGCGACAGUCGAGAAUGGGCUGUGUCCAAUGCAAGGAUAAAGAAGCAGCAAAACUCACUGAUGACCGGGAGACCAACCUUUCGCACAACACGGGCUACCGCUAUGGGUCCGACCCCACGCCGCAGCACUACCCCAGCUUCGGGGUCACGACCAUCCCCAACUACAACAACUUCCACAGCGCGACGCCGCAGGCAGUGACCGUUUUCGGAGGAGUUCACACGUCCUCGCAGUCGGGCACGCUUCGUUCUCGGGGAGGAACAGGGGUGACUCUGUUUGUGGCUCUUUACGACUACGAAGCCCGGACCGAGGAUGACCUCAGCUUCAGAAAGGGGGAGCGGUUCCAGAUCCUCAACAGCACUGAGGGAGACUGGUGGGAGGCUCGUUCGCUAACGACAGGUGGAACUGGGUACAUUCCCAGUAAUUACGUCGCUCCUGUGGACUCGAUCCAAGCUGAAGACUGGUAUUUUGGUAAAUUGGGUCGAAAGGACGCCGAGAGGCAACUGCUCUCCAACGGCAACGCCAGGGGCACUUUCCUCAUCCGUGAGAGUGAAACAACCAAAGGGGCCUACUCUCUCUCCAUCCAGGACUGGGACGACAUUAAAGGAGAUCAUGUCAAACACUAUAAGAUUCGCAAACUGGAUAAUGGCGGCUACUACAUCACCACCAGAGCCCAGUUUGAGACACUCCAGCAGCUGGUUCAGCACUACUCUGCCAGGGCUGCAGGGCUGUGCUGCCGACUGAUCGUGCCGUGCCACAAAGGCAUGCCUCGUCUGACUGACCUAUCCGUCAAAACCAAAGACGUGUGGGAGAUCCCGCGAGAGUCGCUGCAGCUCAUUAAACGCCUCGGCAAUGGCCAGUUUGGAGAAGUCUGGAUGGGCACAUGGAACGGCACCACCAAAGUGGCCGUGAAGACCCUGAAGCCCGGCACCAUGUCACCGGAGUCCUUCCUGGAGGAAGCCCAGAUAAUGAAGAAGCUCCGACAUGAUAAGCUGGUGCAGCUCUACGCCGUGGUGUCCGAAGAACCCAUCUACAUCGUCACUGAGUACAUGAGCAAAGGGAGUUUACUUGAUUUCCUAAAGGAUGGAGAAGGACGAAGCCUCAAACUGCCAAAUCUAGUGGACAUGGCAGCUCAGGUGGCAGCGGGCAUGGCGUACAUCGAGAGGAUGAACUACAUACACAGAGACCUGCGUUCUGCCAACAUCCUAGUCGGAGACAGCCUGGUGUGCAAGAUUGCUGACUUUGGUCUGGCCCGGCUCAUCGAGGACAAUGAAUACACAGCGAGACAAGGAGUCGCAGCAAUAAAACAAUCUGAAUUUGUCUUAGGUGCAAAGUUCCCCAUAAAGUGGACGGCUCCCGAGGCUGCGCUCUACGGGAAGUUCACCAUCAAGUCCGACGUGUGGUCAUUCGGCAUCCUGCUGACGGAGCUGGUCACCAAGGGCAGAGUCCCCUACCCAGGCAUGAACAACCGUGAGGUGCUGGAGCAGGUGGAGCGAGGCUACCGGAUGCCGUGCCCGCAGGACUGCCCCUCGUCCCUGCACGAGCUGAUGGUGCAGUGCUGGAAGAAAGACCCGGAGGAGAGGCCCACUUUUGAGUACCUGCAAGCCUUUUUGGAGGACUACUUCACUGCCACCGAGCCUCAGUACCAGCCAGGGGAUAACCUCUGAGCAGCGCCGCCCCCUCCCGACAUAGCAUUUCCCAAGCUUUCCACCAGAGGGAGCCAGACACCUCUCAUUCUCUCUCUCAUACUGUGGCUGUAAAGGUCUAAAAAGCUAUCGACUGACUUCUUGACUUCCAGGCUUCACGCAAACGGGAACGAAGAGUUGAGACAGCAAACUGACUAUCAAAUCGAAGGAGGUUUGGGAACGGGGUUAGAAAAUGACUGCCAUGGCUGAAUGACAUGAGUUGUGUUGUGUAACUUGUAUGUAUUGUAAAUAUGAAUUGCUUGUUUACUUAUGUUUUUAGUUUCAUUUUAUAUUACUUUUGAUAAUUUGGAAACGUGUGGAUUUCGGUUAAAGUUUGUUUCGGGUUUACGGCUCGCAGAGGAACGCGUGAGGCUCACGGACGGAGUUACAAAUCUUGACAUAAUAAUCUGAAUGGUCGUAGGUAGGUAGAGUACGGUGUGGACGGAGGUGAAUUUUUUUCUGGGAGUCCACCGGCCUUUUUUACAAGGUUAAUAUAAAGAUACUUCUCAAGGAACUUAGUUGUACUAUAACACCUGUUCUUGCCUUUUCAUGUUUAGUAAUAUUCUUAUAAUGUAAGGGAAUGCCUUCAUGCUUUAUGUACACUAACUUAGUGCAUCAUGGACUCUUCCACCCAAACCCAAGCUGCACUGAUAUUAAGUGCAUUCAUCGCAUUUCAGCUUUCGGCCAAUGAUUUUUAGAUCAGCUUAAAGUAACUUUUAGUUGGGCUUUACGUAGUUGAAAAACUCCAACAUUGUUCAGCUGACUGCUUAGUAUACUGAUGAUAUUUUAAAAAUGUAUGUUGCAUAAAUGUAUGGCAGCAGGCUCGUCUUUUUGCUUCAGCGGCCCGACAAACAAACAAACUGCCACUUACAAGAUGGGAAUGAAGGAUAUGUGUCUGUGUUUGUCCCUCCAUAACGUGUAUUUGGAAAUAACAUGUCGUUUUACGAGACCAAAUGUCUUUUCAUUUUAUUGUUUCAUUUCGGUUUUCUGCCGUUCCAACGCGUUGCUUCAUGAAUAAGUGGUUUUUAGUUUUCACUUUUAUUUUAGCGUUUCAUCAUCCUCGUCACAAAUGUGUCUCUCCGGGUGAGAUGGUGUAACCACGAACAGUGCACCUUUUCUCUGUUUUUUCUUUCAGUCGGAGGCAAGUCGGGCAGAAACUUUGAUUUUUUUUCAUGUUUUUAAUUUUAAUUCAGUAGAUACACAGAACGUUUUUGGUCUCUGCAUUAUUUAUUGUCUCUGUCUGUUACUCAGCUGGUUUUGAAAUAAACAAUCUUGCCAUUA
This is a messenger RNA of Mugil cephalus (flathead mullet), 3169 nucleotides long. It is a transcript of the gene fyna, whose product is annotated as FYN proto-oncogene, Src family tyrosine kinase a. Gene Ontology annotation, molecular function: signaling receptor binding; ATP binding; non-membrane spanning protein tyrosine kinase activity. Gene Ontology annotation, biological process: protein phosphorylation; cell differentiation; cell surface receptor protein tyrosine kinase signaling pathway. The transcript is spliced from 12 exons. Gene Ontology annotation, cellular component: extrinsic component of cytoplasmic side of plasma membrane. Lineage: Eukaryota; Metazoa; Chordata; Actinopteri; Mugiliformes; Mugilidae. The coding region runs from base 221 to 1870 and encodes 549 amino acids. The record is from RefSeq and is a predicted model, not a curated record.